Messenger RNA from Homalodisca vitripennis (glassy-winged sharpshooter), 7689 nucleotides. Its product is annotated as acyl-coenzyme A diphosphatase NUDT19-like. The transcript has 3 exons. Gene Ontology annotation, cellular component: mitochondrion. The record is from RefSeq and is a predicted model, not a curated record. Gene Ontology annotation, molecular function: hydrolase activity, acting on acid anhydrides, in phosphorus-containing anhydrides. Lineage: Eukaryota; Metazoa; Arthropoda; Insecta; Hemiptera; Cicadellidae. Bases 238 to 1293 code for a protein of 351 amino acids.
UGAAAGUUUUUGGUUUUAGGUUAAGUUUAUGCUAAAUAUAAAUAGACAGGAGUCUUGUUCAUAAUUUUCGAUUUGUAUUUGGUUUCUUAGAAGUAUAGUAUUGAAGAUAACUAUUUUGUUAUGCUGUUAUCCCUAUAUAUUGGUUUUUAUGAACUAAAUAAAUUUUAAUGGUGAAGAGUGAUUAAUCAUAUUCCAAAUUAAGUAAUGUUUAGAUUUUAGACCAUAGGUUAGUAGAGAAUGAAUAGGUGGAAGGAGGCGUCAUCUCUCAUCAUAAGUGCCGCUUGCAAAAACCAAAUUGCUCCAAAAACACCAAUUUUAAAACUAGCUGAAGUAGAUAAAUGCAAUUUUGAAAUCUUGGCUCUGAAGAAAAGGUCAACUCCUAAACCUCAACUCUGUGUAUUUCCAGGUGGAUCAGUGAGUAUAGCAGACUCAGUGCAAGAAUGGGAAGGACUCUUUUCAAAAUUUGGACUAACUUUGAAUGUGCUUUCAGAUUCUUUGGCUAACACUAAUAUAUUAAAACUUCCCAUAUUCAAUGAUAGAAAUGAAGACUUACCACGCUGGCUUUCACUAAGAAUAACUGCCAUAAGAGAAACAUUUGAAGAAUGUGGAAUUUUACUUUGUAAAAGUAAACAAACACAAAACACAUUACAAGAUCAAAGUGCAUUGAUACAAGACCAUACCACAAAUCAUUUUGAGGUAGAUAACAUAGAAUCAUGGCGAUCAAAAGUAUUGGAUGACCCAUUUCAGUUUUUAGCAUUGUGUGAACAUUUUAACUGCUACCCAGAUGUAGAAAACUUGUACCUAUGGAGCAAUUGGCUUACCCCAAGCCACAUGACAGAACGUUUUGAUGCUGUAUUUUUCUUUACGAAUAUGAAUCACCUAACAUUGUACAGAGGAUCUCCUGAUUACAAGGAAAUAGAGUCUUCUGAGUGGUUUACUCCAGAAGAACUUUUAGAUUUGUCACAUAGAGGGGAAAUUUGGUUAAAACCCCCUCAAUGGUACGAAAUCAAAGAACUAUUACAUGUGAAAGAGUUCACCAGUUUACAUAAACAUAGUUUUCGGAGGAGCAAUAGUUGCUUGCGAUGGAUGCCUGUGCGGAUUAUUGCUCUUGAUGGAGAAAUAUCCUUACUACCAGGUGAUGAAAUGUAUCCAAAUGAGAUUCACUUGUUCAAAUCAUCUCCAAUUGUUCGCAAAGAAGAGAGUAUGGCGUCACUGAGAUGCGAGAAGAUGCACAGGAUGGAACACACAGGAGUUAAAAUUGUGCUGUUUGACACUAGAUCUGAUUGUCGAUAACUACAUUUGGCUUUCAGUUUGUCAAUCUCGUAACUGUAAUGCAACAAAUCUGUAUACCAGGGUAAUGUUUAGCUGUAUAUUUCCAUUGUGGGUGUGAACAAUCUGUGAUGUUUUAUCGUAUUAAGAGUAGUUUAAGGAAAUUUUAUUUUGUUCAAAGUUAUUUAAUACCAAUUAAUAACUAUUAUAUCAAUAUUUUUAUACAUUUUAACUGAAUUACAAUAAACACACUAUCCAGGAUAUAUUUUAUCUAACCAUGCAGUUACUUAAAGACGUUGUCUGUAAUUCACAUUGUUAACAGUUUGGAAGCUUGUAUUAACACCUUGCUGCUCUAUACUCUGAUUGUAUAAAAUAUAUGUCUUUACUAAUGUAAAAUGAAGUUACCAAUACUAUUGUAUGUCACAUUAUAUUGUAUAGAGUAGGUCUACUAAUAUUCACAGCAGCUUAUGUUUUACUACUGUACAAAACCUCGGUUGCGAUACUAUAUAUAGUUAACAUUGUCACUGCUGUUCUACACUUUUCUUGCUUAUACCAAUAAAGAUAUAUGGUAGAGUACACUUGUGUGUCGACUGCAGUAAAUUUUAAGAUAUUAUUAUACACUAAUUUAAUGAAAUUCCAUACUCAAAUUUUAGCUCUUGGGGAUGGGAGCUGAUAUAUCCCUAAAUGACUGUGUUCGUUGUAAACAAUUUAUGGUUAUAUCUGUUAAAGGUUACAUCUGUUACAUGCGAUUUGCUGAUAUAACAGCAAAUUCGGAGUAAAACUAUAUUAAAGUAAUUAAUUUAUUUAAAUAAAACAAAUCUUUAAAAGUGACAAAUUGAUUUUUCAAGUUGGCUCAAGCAAUUACUGAACAGCACCAGUUGCUUUGGUACCAAAUUGUGUUUUUCAGGCAUGCCUAUGGUGCAGUGACACUCAGGUUGGUACCCUUGUACACUGCUUUUUGCUUGCUUAGCCUACGACAUUGCUUUUGGUCAUUGUGGCCAUAUAAUAUCUCUCAACCUGAACAGACCUGGUGUUUGAGAAUAACCUCUUUUGAACAAUGUAACAGAAAGGAUAGAAUUUUAUAUGAUAGUAAUGUGCAGAUGUUCGAUAAUUUAUCAACCAUGAUAUAUCAGCUCCCUUUUUUGUCAAAAACCCAUACAAAAUGUAUUACUGCAAAUUCACCAUUACACAUUCAUAUAAAAUUAUUUUAGAAAAUUAUUUUUCUACUGUGUAAUCUAGAUGCUUGCUGAUUUUCAGCCAGUCGUAAAGGGUUAAAUCUUUCUCUUCAGAUUACAACUUUUUGUAUAAUUUUAAUAUAAGAUAUUGUUUAAUUUUUUAAAACAAAUAAUGUACCUUAAGUUGAAUACUAUAAGUCAAGAUGCUGCUUAAUUAUAAACACAAUUUACCCUUAGUAAUUUAUCACACUAAACCACAAAGCACGAUAUAUAAAUAGAAUGCACAUCACAAUACUUUCACUAUUGAAGUAGUUGAAUUCAGAUCAAUCAUUGGUCUGACAUAUUGUGUAUGUCACAUAAUCUGUGUUGAUACCUUUAAAUAAUAUUAUUAUUAAUGGUUGUUAAUUUAUUAUGGUUAUUUAACUUGAUUCUAGUUAUUAUUGAAGUAAAGUACUAAAGGCUACUGUUCAUUUUACUCAAUGUAAGCUAAUUGAUAUUGAUUUUGACAUAGUUACUGAGCCUACUCAUUGUAGUUGAUUUUGGUAUUACUUUACAUUGUUAUUCAUACCAUUAUUUUAUCAUUAUAAUUCAUGACUUUUUGUGAAUGUUUACCAUCGAAAAAUUAGUUGCCAAUAUUUGUACAUUUUAUGUAAACAAUCUGUGUAUACUUUGGUGACAAACACAGAUUCACUCAUAAUGCAGAAGCAAAGUUUAUGAAUGUACAGUUUGAAAACACCACACCAUUACUUUAAAACACUUGCUGGCCACUCUGGAUGGAAAAACCAGCUUCACUUCAUCAGUGUAUAUGCCUUCUAUAUUAAUAUUUAGUGCUCAGUGUACUAAACAAACUGUGCUCUUCAAGUGCAUCUUUGACUGUUUUGACCACUUUAACAUAUCUUUCAUAUGAUUUCUUGAGAGCAGGUGCAUUGGUUAGUGACUUUGUAUGCGUUCUAAUUUCUUACUGCAGCUACACCAAAGAAUAAUUUUGGCUAAUAUCUCAGGCGAUUAUUAAUAGUACGGAACACGCAGAGCGUACUAUCAAGAUUUUAUAGAAAUUCUUUUUAAUAAAGUUCUGGAAACAUGUAUAUUAUUAUACCAUUUUCAGUUUUAACUCAUAAUUUAUCUCAAGGGUUUUUGAUACAUAUACUUUAUAAAUUUGGAAAUACAUAUAUAUUUAUUUAAGUAUGGUGUCUUACUAGUUUUGAUUCAUUAUGCUAGUUUUAAAUUAUUUCUUAUUUUGCUUUAAUGAUUAAUCAUAACAUUAUUCCCAGUGUCAACUACUUCAGGAAUUGCUUCCAUAUAAAAUACAUUUUGUACAAUAAAUGAUUUUUUUUAUUUGAAAAUUAUCUCCAACAUCAAAAUGAUCAUGGAUAUAUAACAAAGUCCUAAAAUAAACCGGCCAACACUGAGAAUUGAACACAGACUUUUUUAAAUAAACAUUUUUUAGUUUAUCAGGAUUUCAAAUUAUCCAUUAAACCGUGUUAGGAAUCAUUUCUGUGUUAUGGCAUAUUUUGUCUUGUCUUGUGAGUGGAUAAAGUAAACAAAUAGGAGAAACCUUCUGUUACUGGAUCCUUUAUAAAUAAAUCUCUAUCCAAUGAAUGGAGAAAGACUGCAAGCUGUGCAUUGCCUCCUGUAUAAAUAGACAGAGAUGAUGACCUGCCAUAACUAAAAAAGCAGCCAUUUUUUCUUGACAAAUACAGCACCCUUUCUUUUAUUUAGAACUAUUUUGAUUUAUGAGGCAUACUCCUGAAAUAAGAGCCAUUUGGCCAUUUAAAAAAUAAGCUUGUAAGAAAAAAAGCUUCAGUGGUUGUACAUUCCUAUCGUACUUUUUCACCUAAUGGUUAUUGAGUUCUAAGCAAUUUUUAUAAAUGCUACACCGGAUUCGUUAUACUCUCCUCUGCAUAGCAGCUGUCUGGGAACUAAAUCAGUUGACAACAGCAGUAUAGACUUCCGUGUUGUCAAACCACUCACUGUUCACAAAGCCACUUUCUGAAGUGCAAGAAGAAAAUGCCUCUAGGCUCAUUUGAGGUAACAGAGUGAGGACGUAAAGAUGGAUUACACCAGAUGAUAGUUUCCUACAUUCUUUAUUUUGGUUCACACAACUCAGUUCUGUAACUAUUUGACAGUACAUGUUGGAAGUAAGUUUUUUAUCUAUGUUUCAUAUUAUCACCAAAUUGAACAAUUAUCUCAGAAAACAUCAACCAUUAUUUGCUAAAAUUGUUUUAGUUUGGGUCGAUUUGAAUGGAGCCAUGGCAUUGACUGUUGUUUCAAUUCUGCAUUCGUAUUUACUGUCCAUGUCUCAUCACCUGUAAAAAUGUGAGUGAAACAAACACAAACUCUAUAUUAUUUAUAGCAAUCCAAAUAAGUUAACCACAGCACAUUUAUUGCUCUAUUUGCUUGCCAGUGAGCACCAAACACACUUGGCUUGAGCAGCCUAAUAAAUAUAUUUUGCUAAAUAUUUAAUAACAUGUACAGGAGAGGGUUUGUAGAAUGUAAGUUCUUCAAUUUUAAUCCUUAUUUGAGUCUAUUAAUUUUCCAUGUGGUUUAGUAUAUUGUCAUUGCAGUAACAUCUGUCAAGUUAAAUUUUCUGCAUAUGUGUGGUUAACAUCAAUUAUUACAUGAUAGCUCCUAAAACACUGUGAUAAAUAUUAGAUUAUAUUUAUUCUUCAUUAUUUUAGCCACUUGUUUUUUUUUAAAUAAACAAGAAACACAAAAUAUUAAUUACAACAUUACCUGACAUAUUAUCAUAUGCUUUGGAAAAUUUCACUUACUAUGCCUUUUAUUUUUCACAAAAUGUAAGUAGGUAUCCUUAUUUCAAAGCUGACUUUUCUUCAAUAUCUUAUUAUUGUAAUAAAAUAUUUAAUUAAAAUUUUAAAUUUACUAAAAUAUAUUUUUAAUUUUUAAUUUAUUACAAUUUUGUUAGCUGUAAUUUACAUACAUAUCAAGAGACUGUGACCUAUAAAUUUGUUUCUUAUUUUUAAUAAUACUCUAUGUGAGGUUUUUAGAAAUAUUUGUAAAUCUUACUAAAUUUUACAUAGGAAGAAAUCAUAAGCUGAAUAAGGUUAUCUGUAAAAAUAUAAAAAAUUGUUUUGAUAAUUUUUGAAUCUUGCAUUUAUAUGGGAUUUCACAAACUAUUUCAAUGAGACAUAUUAUUUGAUUAUAUUUUGUAUUGUAAUAAGUAUGAGAACUACAUUUACAAAGCUUUAAAAAUGAUGUUGUAUAAGUUUCAAGUAAUUUUUAUAUAUGUCUAGAAAACUAAACUCUCUUACCUUUGUAUAAUUUUUCUAAAAAGGCCAAAGAUAAUUUUGUGUAGAAAAGAGUAGUUUGCACAAUUUCUAUUGUCAUUUGUAUUAAUAAAAUCCAAAUACCUUAAUCCUCUUGAUCGUGAAAUCUCUAGAACCAUUAAAGAGAUUUAGAUUAAUUUUGUUUUGUUGAAAGAUUUCAGCUCAUCUCUGUGGUACUUGCUUAGAAAUAAUAAUUUAUAAAUUUAGCAGUUCAAACCAAAAAUCAGUUGAAACCCAUUAACAUUUUCAUUAUGAAAUCUUAUUUACUUAAAACUGAGUCUGAUGUUUCAAACAUUCAAAAUCUUUAGGCUCUUAUGGUUUCAUGAGGAAAUUUUGAAACAAUUUUGAAAUCUAUUUGGGGAUAUCCACAAACUUUUUCAUUCAUGACAUCUAAAACUAAUGGGGGCUGAGACUUUAAACUUUCACCUCGGUUAUAGUUCUUCCAUAAAAAUAUUAUGGAAUAAUUUUGUGUUUUAACUGUGGAAACGUAUGUAAAACUGAUCUUUUAAACUUUUAUUUACCAAUGGAUAUAGGAAUCACGUAACUAACAGUAGUUAAAUUUUGCACAUAAUAUUGAUAUUAACUCUUAGGUGCUCAAUGAGAGGCAGUUCUGUUCAGUAUUUUCAGCGAGACAGGAUAGGGUGUGAGAAGAGAGACUUUGCACAAUGAUCACUACUAAUGUAGGGUUGCUAAGGAAUGUCUCGAGUAUGAUGUAUGAUGGAUUUCUCCAAGACACCUUUGUUGAAGCCACAAUGGGUGUAGCUAUAGGACACUGCUAUAAAAAAUUUAAAUCAGUGUAAAUUUUAUAGAUAUUUUCCAAAAAUAUUAUAUCAGAUCUAAUAAAAAUACUAAUAUUUUACAUUAUAUACCAAUAUUGUGAACACCCUAACAUUAAAUAAUAUGAGUAUAAAGAGCAGGUUUUCGCAUACAAAUGUGUACAUGGUAAUAUUAGAUUAUAUUCAAAACAGUGCAUUUUUACAAGAACACAGGCCGAGAAAGCUAGUGAACAUAAUAAGCUAAUUUUUUGUAAACAAAAUUAUGGCCCCAGAUAUAAAGCUACUACUUUUUCUGAAGCCAUUCACUAUCAACUUUUGCUCUUCGCUUUUUGGACUCUCCAACACCAUUCAAAGUUAGACAUUAGAUGUGCGUAGAAGUGGAGGAUGAGAGUAUGUUUCAGUGAUAAUCACUUUAGAAAUGCUGGUUUUAAAACAGGUUAAUUAUAUUCCAUUUCUGUAUACUACCUCUAUAUUGUGUGGAAAUGCUUUCAAAGGCAACAUUAUUUUAUCCUUAAAAUAAUAUUUAUGAAUAACAAAAUGAAUUUAAUAAAAGUAAAGUUAUAGUUUUACUUUAAAUAGUUAAAAAAAAUUAUAAAUAAUUAGGAGUAGUUACGAUUAACUGCUUUUUGGACAGAAUUGUGUAUAAAAUAUUUACUGAUGUAAAACAUAUGAAUUCAUUUGCUUUAUAACAUUGAACAUUUAUCUGUAACAUGAAAUAUGUACAUCUGACAACUAUUCAAAAAAGCUAUGUUUAAAUUAAGUUGAAUAGAUGGAGCUUUGCAUUUUCUUGAGUUAAUUUUAAUAAAUUAUAAUACUAGAGUUACCAGUAGUUUUAGUUGAAAUUUAUAAGUUAAGUUUUUGUUGUUUUGUGUUAUUUAAUUUUAAAUGUGUAAUUUUAAAUGUGUGUUUUAACAGUUAAUUAUUGUUGAGGAAUUUUUUAAAUUAAUUCAAAUAAUAAAAAAUGUAUGGUUUGUUACUAAUUUGUUUCAAAAACUUGUAAGAUAUAUUGAAUCGGUUCUAUAAUAUUAUUGUUAUUUAUUUAAAUAUUUUAGAAGUUUUUAAGGAUUAAAUGUGUACCUAUUAUUAAAAUAAGCCUCUUAUCAUAUAAAAAGCCUUUUGGCAAUCUAAAAGUAUACUAAACUUGUCUUAGUAUUUAUUUUAUUUGAUAAUAAAUGUAUUUUUCUA